Molecule: messenger RNA, 4022 nt
Organism: Pistacia vera
Lineage: Eukaryota; Viridiplantae; Streptophyta; Magnoliopsida; Sapindales; Anacardiaceae
Exons: 27
Coding region: 62-3832 (1256 amino acids)
Cellular component (GO): mitochondrial outer membrane
Molecular function (GO): ATP hydrolysis activity; ATP binding; protein binding
Source: RefSeq, a predicted model, not a curated record
AACGCUCCUUAUUGGAUCAGAGAAACAAACCCACUCACCCACCCACCCGCCCGCAAACAACAUGGUCGAAACCAGACGAAGUUCUUCUUCUUCCAAACGCGCCCUUCCUUCUUCUCAAUCUGCUUCACCUCCUUCUAAUAAGCGAUCCAAGGCCAGCGAGGCGUCCUCAUCGACGAACGAUGUAUCUGCGGGGCUGCCGCCGUCGACUGAAACCACAAAGUCUGGUUCUGAAUCUCGAGACCCCGAGCUCCGAUCCUCUGAUCCACAGAACGCCGAUGUUGCCAAGACCGUUGACGCCGACAAAUCGGAUGAUGUUGACAUGGAAGCUGAUGCUUUGGGUUCUCCGCCGACUCCAGGUGAAACCGUGGUGGAUGAAGAGAAAUCCAAGGCUGUCGGUGUAGUCUUUAAUAAUGGGCGUGUGAAGAAGCGCCCAACAAAAUUAGCGAAAGGGAGUUCCAAAACCCCUUGGGCGAGACUUAUUUCACAGUAUUCGCAGAAUCGUCACAUGAACAUGUGUGGUGCUGUUUUUACUGUUGGUCAGAACCGUCAAUGUGAUUUAUAUCUUAAAGACCCAUCUGUUAGUAAAAGCUUGUGUAGACUGAGGCGCAUAGAGAAUGGAGGUUCAACUGCUGCUGUACUAGAAAUUACCGGAGGCAAAGGUGUUGUUGAAGUGAAUGGCAAUAUUCACCAUAAAGAUUCUAUUGUAAAUUUAAGAGGAGGCGAUGAAGUGGUUUUUAGUGUUUCCGGAAAACAUUCUUAUAUAUUUCAGCAGCUUAACGAUGAAAAUUUAGCUGCACCUGGCAUACCUUCUUCGCUGAGCAUUUUGGAGGCACAAAGUGCUCCACUGAAUUCAAUGCAUAUAGAGGCAAGAUCAGGAGAUCCCUCAGCUGUUGCAGGAGCAUCAAUAUUAGCUUCUUUGUCAAGUCUCAGGAAAGACUUGUCCCUUCUUCCACCACCUGCUAAAACUGGUGAGGACAUUCAAAAUACUGAGAUAUCCUCCCUACCCUCUGGCUGUGAUGGAUUAGAAGACCGUAUUCCAGAUGUUGAGUUGAAAGAUACCACAAGUAAUAAUGAUCUGGUUGGUGUUUCUUCGAGGGGGAAGACUGUUAACCCAGCAUCUGAUGCUGCUAAUGAAAACCCAAACCUUGAUAGCAUUGGACUUGAUUCUUGUGUAGAUGCUGAAAUUGGGAAGAUGCCUGAGCCAACUUGUGAAAUAAGGCCACUCCUGCAGAUGCUUACUGGAUCCACAUCUUCUGACUUCGAUAUUAGUGGCAGUAUAUCCAAAAUACUUGACGAUCAAAGGGGGGAACUUAGAGAACUCUUCAAGGAAUCUGGGCGUUCAAUGGUUCUGAUCUCUUCAAGACGGCAAGCAUUUAAAGAUAGUUUACAGGAAGGAAUUCUGAGUCCUGAUAAUAUAGAUUUGUCGUUCGAGAAUUUCCCGUAUUAUUUAAGUGAUACAACGAAGAAUGUUCUGAUAGCAUCCACAUACAUUCAUUUGAAGUGUAAUAAGUUUGCAAAGUAUGCGACAGAUCUUCCUACCAUGUGUCCUCGUAUAUUGUUAUCUGGUCCUGCAGGUUCGGAAAUAUAUCAGGAGACUUUAGCAAAGGCACUUGCCAAGCACUUUGGUGCUAGGUUGCUUAUUGUUGAUUCUCUUCUCCUGCCUGGUGGAGCGACAGCAAAAGAAGCUGAUUAUGUGAAGGAAAGUUCAAGGCCCGAAAGAGCAUCUGUAUUUGCUAAAAGAGCUGCUCUUGUACAGCACAAGAAACCAACUUCUAGUGUGGAGGCAGAUAUCACAGGUGGGUCUGCAGUAGGCUCACAGGCACUGCCAAAGCCAGAGGCAUCGACUGCAUCAUCCAAAAAUUACACUUUCAAAAAAGGUGAUAGAGUAAGGUUUGUGGGUAAUCUACCUUCUGGAACUUCUCCUAUGCAACCUAAUUCAAGGGGACCGACUGUUGGGCUUAAAGGAAGAGUAGUCCUUCCUUUUGAAGAAAACGAUUCUUCAAAAAUUGGCGUUAGAUUUGAUAAAACGGUCAUGGAAGGCAAUAAUCUAGGUGGCUUUUGUGAAGAUCUUCAUGGUUUCUUUUGCCCAGCUAGUUCACUUCGCUUAGAUCCUUCUGUAGGUGAUGAUGUUGACAAGCUUGCUAUUAAUGAACUCUUUGAGGUUGCAUUGAAUGAAAGCAAAAGCAGUCCCUUAAUAUUGUUUGUGAAAGACAUGGAGAAGUCUAUGGUGGGGAAUGGUGAUGCAUAUAGUGUCUUAAAGAGUAAACUUGAAAAUUUACCCAGCAAUGUUGUUGUGAUUGGAUCCCAUACCCAAAUGGACAAUCGCAAGGAGAAGUCUCAUCCAGGUGGCCUCUUAUUUACGAAGUUUGGAAGCAAUCAAACAGCUUUACUUGAUCUUGCUUUUCCGGAUAACUUUAGUAGACUGCAUGAUAGAAGCAAAGAGACACCCAAAGCAGCAAAGCAAGUUUCUCGACUUCUUCCAAACAAAGUGAUUAUUCAACUGCCUCAGGAUGAAGCUUUACUUUUGGAUUGGAAGCAGCAGUUGGAGCGUGAUAUUGAAACUUUAAAAGUGCAGUCAAACAUUGUUAGCAUACGCUCAGUACUUGCCCGAAAUGGCUUGGAUUGCCCUGAUCUUGAAACUCUCUGCAUUAAAGAUCAAAGCCUUACAACUGAAAGUGUGGAGAAGUUAGUUGGCUGGGCUUUAAGUUACCAUUUUAUGCAUUGCUCAGAAGCUCCAGAAAAAGAUGCCAAACUUAAGAUAUCUACUGAAAGCAUUAAGUAUGGGCUGAACAUUCUGCAGGGCAUUCAAAGUGAAAGCAAGAGCUUGAAAAAGUCUCUGAAGGAUGUUGUUACUGAGAAUGAAUUUGAAAAGAAACUCCUUGCUGACGUUAUUCCCCCUAGUGAUAUUGGGGUUACUUUUGAUGACAUUGGUGCCUUGGAAAAUGUGAAAGAUACCUUGAAGGAAUUGGUGAUGCUUCCUCUUCAAAGGCCUGAGUUGUUUUGCAAAGGACAGCUAACAAAGCCUUGCAAGGGAAUUUUGUUGUUUGGGCCUCCUGGUACUGGGAAAACAAUGCUUGCGAAGGCUGUUGCAACGGAAGCUGGUGCAAACUUUAUCAACAUAUCCAUGUCAAGCAUUACCUCAAAGUGGUUUGGUGAAGGAGAGAAGUAUGUUAAAGCAGUCUUCUCUUUGGCAAGUAAAAUCGCUCCUAGUGUUGUUUUUGUUGAUGAGGUCGAUAGCAUGUUAGGAAGACGGGAAAAUCCAGGAGAGCAUGAGGCUAUGCGUAAAAUGAAGAAUGAAUUCAUGGUAAAUUGGGAUGGUCUACGUACAAAGGAUAAAGAACGUGUAUUGGUACUUGCUGCUACCAAUAGGCCUUUUGACCUUGAUGAGGCUGUAGUUAGGAGGCUUCCCAGGAGAUUGAUGGUUAACUUGCCAGAUGCCCCAAACAGAGAGAAGAUAUUAAGAGUUAUUUUAGCCAAAGAAGAAUUGGCACCGGAUGUUGAAAUGGAAGCAGUUGCAAGUAUGGCUGAUGGGUACUCUGGAAGUGAUCUAAAGAACCUUUGUGUGACUGCUGCUCAUUGCCCCAUAAGAGAAAUUUUGGAGAAGGAAAAGAAGGAGAGAGCUUCAGCAUUGGCUGAAAGUAGACCUUCACCUGCAUUGUAUAGCAGUGCCGACGUUCGUCCUCUGAAGAUGGAGGAUUUUAGAUAUGCACAUGAGCAGGUAUGUGCCAGCGUAUCAUCUGAGUCUACAAAUAUGAAUGAGCUCCUUCAGUGGAAUGACUUGUAUGGAGAAGGUGGAUCGAGAAAGAAGAAAUCUCUCAGCUACUUUAUGUAGAGGAGUAUCAUUGUGUAUAGGCCAUUGUGUAGUUUAUUCUUCUUUGUCAUCUUAAAAGGGUGGCCAAGAUCUGGGACCUUUAUGGAAUUCCAUUGAUAGUCCCAUCUCCAUUGUAUUAUAUAUAGGUUUUUGAAAUUUUUGUUAGGAAUUUUUUAAUAUUUAAUCAAGCAGGUAACUUUGAGAAGAUUUC